This is a messenger RNA of Arvicola amphibius (Eurasian water vole), 2933 nucleotides long. RefSeq names its product solute carrier organic anion transporter family member 1A4-like. Gene Ontology annotation, cellular component: membrane. The record is from RefSeq and is a predicted model, not a curated record. Gene Ontology annotation, biological process: bile acid and bile salt transport; sodium-independent organic anion transport; transmembrane transport. Lineage: Eukaryota; Metazoa; Chordata; Mammalia; Rodentia; Cricetidae. The transcript is spliced from 16 exons. The coding region runs from base 196 to 2244 and encodes 682 amino acids. Gene Ontology annotation, molecular function: protein binding; bile acid transmembrane transporter activity.
GGUUGAACACAAUUCACUGGACAGCACCCAGUAGGCUGUCCCUAGGAAUUAGAGGCAAAUCCCGGGGAAAGGUACUUUUCAUUAGACUUUGUUUGCUGUAACUCUUUUUCCCAGCACCAGGGAGAGGACCGUCUCCUAAGACUUCUUCAUCAGUAAGACAUUUAAAGACAAACAUCUGGAAACCAUCAGAAUAACAUGGGAGAACCUGGGAAGAGGAUUGGAACCCAUGGGGUGACAUGCUUUUCAAAAAUGAAGAUGUUUCUUUUGGCAUUAACAGGGGCAUAUGUAGCAAAAUCACUAUCAGGAAUUUAUAUGAAUUCCAUGCUCACACAAAUAGAGAGACAAUUCAAUAUCCCCACUUCUAUAGUUGGAUUUAUCAAUGGGAGCUUUGAGAUUGGAAACCUUUUGUUCAUUAUAUUCGUGAGUUAUUUUGGAACAAAACUGCACAGACCUAUAGUGAUUGGUGUUGGAUGUGUGGUUAUGGGCCUAGGAUGUUUCUUAAUAUCACUACCUCAUUUCCUGAUGGGCCGAUACGAAUAUGAGAAAACAAUCUUGCCUUCAAGCAACUUGUCCUCAAACAGCUUCUUGUGUUCGGGAAACAGAACCCAGACUUUAACACCAACACUGGACCCUAAAGAGUGUUCAAAAGAAAUUAAAUCCUUAAUGUGGAUAUAUGUAAUGGUAGGAAAUCUUAUCCGUGGAAUUGGUGAAACUCCCAUCAUGCCCUUGGGUAUUUCCUACAUAGAAGAUUUUGCCAAAUCUGAAAACUCUCCUUUAUACAUUGGGAUUUUAGAAACAGGAAGAGUUGUUGGCCCUUUGAUUGGACUUUUAUUGGCAUCCUUCUGUGCAACCAUUUAUGUAGACAUUGGAUCUGUGAAUACAGAUGACCUGACCAUAACUCUCACUGAUACACGCUGGGUUGGUGCUUGGUGGAUCGGCUUUUUGAUCUGUGCAGGAGUGAAUGUCCUGACCAGCAUCCCCUUUUUCUUCCUUCCCAAAACUCUCCCAAAAGAAGGACUAGAGUAUAAUGCAGAUGUGACUAAAAGUAACAAAGAAGAGAAACACCAUGAAAAAGCCAAGGGAAAAAAACGUGGAAUCAUCAAAGAUUUCUUGCCAUUCAUGAAAAGCCUUUUCUGCAAUCCGAUUUAUAUGCUUUUCACACUUAUAAGUGUGCUCCAGGUCAAUUCAUUUAUCAUUACUUUUACCUUUAUGCCAAAAUACCUGGAACAGCAAUAUGGAAAAUCAACUGCAGAGGUAAUCUUUCUCAUAGGUGUUUAUAGCUUACCUCCAAUAUGCAUUGGAUAUUUAAUUGGUGGCUUGAUUAUGAAAAAGUUCAAGAUAACUGUCAAGCAAGCUGCAUACAUAGCAUUCUGUUUAUCCCUGAUUGAGUACCUGAUAUUUUUCUUAAACUUAAUGUGGACCUGUGAUAAUUUUCCCGUUGCUGGCUUAACUACAUCUUAUGAACAUGAACGAAUUCAACAGCCUUUGUAUAUGAAGAAAAAUAUUCUUGCAGAGUGCAACAAAAAGUGUAACUGUUUAACUAAAACAUGGGAUCCAGUGUGUGGAGACAAUGGCCUAUCAUACAUGUCAGCCUGCCUUGCAGGUUGUGAAAACUCUGAUGGAACAGGAAUCAACAUGGUGUUUCAAAACUGCAGCUGCAUUCAGGCUUCAGGAAGCUCAUCUGCUGUCCUUGGACUGUGUAACAAAAGCCCUGACUGUACUAUAAAGCUACAGUACUUCUUAAUCGUGUCAGUAUUCGGCUGUUUCAUUUUCUCGCUGGCAGCCAUACCUGGGUAUAUGGUUCUUCUGAGGUGUACGAAGUCUGAAGAGAAAUCCCUUGGAGUUGGAUUACAUACAUUUUUCACAAGAGUAUUUGAAACUUUGCAUUUACUCAUAAUUCCUAAAAGAGGCAUUCCAGCACCUAUUUAUUUUGGUGCCUUGAUAGACAGAACCUGUUUACACUGGGGAACUCUGAAAUGUGGUGAGCCAGGGGCAUGCAGGAUGUAUGAUAUAAAUGAAUACAGGAACAUUUACAUUGGGUUGCCAGCAGCUCUAAGAGGAUCAAGCUACCUCGUGUCAAUCUUCAUUCUAAAACUUUUGAGGAAGUUCCAACUCCCUGAGGAAACUGACUCUUCAGAGACUGAACUUGCCGAGAUGAAGCUCACAGAAAAGGAAAGCGAGUGCAUGGAUGUGCACAGAAGUCCUGAGUUUGAGAAUGGCAGAGAACUGAAAACAAAGCUGUAAUGAGAUUUCUAAUGGCCUGCAUAGACCCGUGGACAGAGUCUGCAUCUGGUUCUUUUGAAUCAUGAGUUAUAGGAACAAUUAUGCUCAAAGACCUUAAGAAUGAUUUUUAAUAAUGACAAAAAUAUUUACUGUUAUUAUUUUUAAAAUAUAGUGGUAGCACUUAAGAUUAUCCGAGGGAAGACUAUGGUGAUCCCCCUAUCCUCCCACACACAUAGAACUUUAAAGCAGUCUUCAUAUGGAAAAAAAAAGAAAAUCAGAUAAGGGUUUUUACAUUCAUGCAUACGCGCGCGCACGCGCGCGCGCGCGCACACACACACACAGAGAGAGACAGAGAGAGAGAGAGAGAGAGAGAGAGAGAGAGAGAGAGAGAGAGAGAGAGAGAGAGAGAGAGAGAUCCAUGGGAGUGUCUACCACAUGUCCAGUGAAGUACUUAAUGGUCAAAGUUAGUUAAGAAAGAAAUUGUAAGGCACUAUAAAAAAACAGUCACAGAACAUUCAUGCAGUAAAACAGGGCACAACAGCUGUCGAACGCUAAGAGGUACCCAUGACCCUACCCUUAAAAAGGUUUACUGACAAACCUGCCUGACUUGGCUAAUGGUCUAUGACAUCAGAGAAACUACUGGCUUUAGAACAUCUGGCUUAGGAGCAGCUAAAUGCUGGACAUAUUAAAGAAUCUACCAGCUAUUGUAA